Messenger RNA from Emericellopsis cladophorae, 2259 nucleotides. RefSeq lists its product as uncharacterized. Gene Ontology annotation, molecular function: aconitate hydratase activity; 4 iron, 4 sulfur cluster binding. The transcript is spliced from 5 exons. NCBI's taxonomy places the organism in Eukaryota, Fungi, Ascomycota, Sordariomycetes, Hypocreales, Bionectriaceae. Bases 1 to 2259 code for a protein of 752 amino acids. The record is from RefSeq and is a predicted model, not a curated record. Gene Ontology annotation, cellular component: mitochondrion; cytosol.
AUGUCGAGUUCCAUGAUUAUGUUGCGGGCGUGUCGACCGCGGCGACAACACGCUCAACCCGCUCGAAAGUUUGCGACGGUAUCCAGCACUCCGAACGGGCGGGCACCUCUCAGUCGCUUCGAACCCAACGACAAUGUUGAUUAUACGGCUUUUGCCACGAAGGUGCCGAUCCUACGCAAGAUUCUCGGUCGUCCCCUGACCUAUGCAGAGAAAGUACUUCUAACCCACCUUGACGGCGAACACGGCGAGAAAAUCACAAGAGGCUCUACGCAGCUCAAGCUGAAGCCUCGACGGAUAGCGUGCCAGGAUGCGACUGCGCAAAUGGCCAUCAUCCAGUUCAUGUCGGCUGGCAUCGACAGGACGGCAGUUCCCACGACAGUGCAUUGCGAUCACCUCAUCGUGGGCCGAGACGGCAGCCAGACCGACCUUGCGGGCGCCCUGAAAAGCCAUGGCGAGGUGUAUGAGUUCUUGUCGAGUGCGUGUAAGAGGUAUAAUAUGGGCUUCUGGAAGCCGAAUGCCGGCAUCAUCCACCAAAUCGUCCUCGAGAAUUAUGCCUAUCCAGGGGGCAUGCUCAUCGGAACCGACUCGCAUACCCCCAAUGCAGGUGGCAUGGGUAUGAUUGCCAUUGGAGUUGGCGGUGCAGAUGCAGUAGAUGUUAUGUCGGGUCUUCCGUUGGAGAUCACGGCCCCCAACGUCAUCGGCGUGAAAUUGACUGGGCAGCUGAGCGGGUGGGCAAGUCCAAAAGAUGUCAUCAACAAAGUUGCAGGCGUCUUGGGCGUGAAGGGAGGAACGGGAAGUAUCAUUGAAUAUUUUGGUCCUGGCGCCGCCAGCAUCUCAGCGACAGGCAUGGCUACCAUUACCAACAUGGGCGCCGAAACAGGGGCGACCACAUCCGUCUUCCCGUACUCGGACCGCAUGGCGUCGUAUUUGAGGGCAACGCGACGACCCGAACUAGCUGAUGCCCUAUAUGUGGCCAAGGGUGAGCUACAGGCAGACAAGGGUGCUGAGUACGACCGCAUCAUUGAGAUUGACCUGUCUGCACUGGAACCCCACAUCAAUGGACCAUUCACCCCGGACCUUUCGACACCGCUAUCACGUUUCGGUGAUGCAGUUCACCAGAACCAGUGGCCAGCGAAACUCACUGCUGGUCUGAUUGGGUCGUGCACCAACUCGUCCUUUGAAGAUCUGUCCCGAGCAGCCAGCCUGGCCCGCCAGGCUCUUAAGGCGGGUCUCAAACCCCAAAUGCCUCUGUUUCUCUCGCCAGGCAGCCAACAGACCGCUCAAACUUUGAAGCGAGAGGGCGUCGUUGACGUCUUUGACCGCUUGGGCAGUACAGUCCUGUCGAAUGCCUGUGGGCCAUGCUGCGGAGCGUGGGACAGGACCGACGUGGAAAAGGGCACAAAGAACUCUAUUCUAGCUUCUUACAACAGAAACUUUACGGGUCGCCUAGACGGCAACCCUGCCACACAUGCCUUCAUCUCAUCGCCUGAAAUGGUCAUGGCCAAAGUCUUCUCCAAUGAUCUUGCCUUCAAUCCGACCAAAGACAGUAUCAAACUAGAGUCGGGAGCGUACUUUCGUUUCCAACCACCCGAGGGUGAUUCACUACCGCACGGGCUCUAUGAAGAGACGGACCAUGUGUAUGACGCGCCGUCGACUGAUGCUGAGACGGUUGGCAAGUGCACCACCGACCACAUCACUACGGCAGGGCCGUGGAUGCGCUUCCGCGGCCAUCUCGAAAACAUCUCCAACAACACUCUGAUAGGCGCCAUCAACGCGGACAAUAAUGAGGCCAACAAGGUGGUCAACCAAGUGACAGGCGAGCUGAGCGGCGUCCCGGAUGCUGCUCGCGACUACCGGCGCCGGGGUCUGCCUUGGGUCGUGGUGGCUGAUCACAACUAUGGAGAAGGGUCGUCGCGUGAGCAUGCCGCUCUGCAGCCUCGCUAUCUUGGCGGCGUUGCCAUCAUUGCACGCUCGUUCGCUCGCAUCCAUGAAGCCAACCUCAAGAAGCAGGGCAUGCUCGCCUUGACCUUUGCCGAACCGGAAGCUUACGAUAAGAUCAGGCCAUCUGACCGACUCAGUAUUGUCGGCCUGGACAGUCUGGCCCCUAAGCAACCAAUUCGUCUUGAGGUCAUGCAGAAGGAUGGAACGCGUUGGGCAACUGAAACAAAGCACACAUUGACCGAUGAGCAGAUUGAGUUCUUCAAGGCGGGAAGCGCGCUCAACCUCAUGGCGAGUCGCAUUGUGGUGCCGUCUCAAUAG